Messenger RNA from Neltuma alba, 627 nucleotides. RefSeq names its product mitochondrial import inner membrane translocase subunit Tim9-like. The transcript has 2 exons. Bases 127 to 411 code for a protein of 94 amino acids. The record is from RefSeq and is a predicted model, not a curated record. Lineage: Eukaryota; Viridiplantae; Streptophyta; Magnoliopsida; Fabales; Fabaceae.
AGCAGGGGCUGUUUCGUUCUUUCCUGUUUCGGACAACAGAGCCGUUAUUCUGCUGUAGCAUUGAGCCGCUGAAACCUUGAGUACGGUAGGAAUAUUUCUCGUUUUCUUUCUUUCUUCUUCAAAUCGAUGAUGGACAAGAGCAUCUUCGGAGACUUGGAUUCUCUUGCUGGAGAAGAUAAGGAAAAAAUGUCUGCCAUGAUCGGUCAGCUUCAAGCCCGAGACAGUCUAAGGAUGUAUAAUGCACUAGUAGAGAGAUGUUUUGUGGACUGCGUGGAUACAUUUUAUCGAAGAUCCCUGACCAAGAAAGAAGAAACAUGUGUUCGUAGGUGUGCUGAAAAGUUCUUGAGGCAUUCAGUUCUUUUAGGGUUGAGCUUUGCAGAACUCAAUCAAGGGGGAACCACAACAGAUUAAUGCGUUUUUGUAUAAUAUCUGUCAUAGAUUUUUUUUUUUUGUUCUUCCAUGUAUUUUUCUCAUUUUAACCCAAAAAUAGUUGAUGGCAAGUGAAAUUCCUUCAGUUAGGAAAUUCAAAGAAAGUGAAAUUACUAUAGUUUUAAUUUCGCUUCCUUUUUCUGUAAUGCUGAGCUCUUCUACAUUUUAGAUGAUCUUUCUACGUUUUGUUCCACUAAA